Serendipita indica DSM 11827 is the source of this 813-nucleotide messenger RNA. The record is from the annotation of a GenBank genome assembly. Lineage: Eukaryota; Fungi; Basidiomycota; Agaricomycetes; Sebacinales; Serendipitaceae.
AUGUAUCCACUGGACGUUGUCAAGACGCGAAUGCAGCUCGACACGGGCUCAAAGUCGCUCGGGUUGGUCGGUAGCUUCAAGACGAUCAUCGCACAAGAAGGUGCUGGACGUUUAUACCGCGGUCUCGGCCCACCGCUCCUUUUGGAAGCGCCAAAGCGUGCUGUGAAAUUUGCGGCAAACGACUUUUGGACCAAGACAUAUAAAGAUCUCUUUGGCAGGAAAGAGAUGAAUCAGAGUCUUUCUAUCCUCACUGGAUGCUCGGCUGGUGCGACCGAGAGCUUUGUCGUAGUCCCUUUUGAGUUGGUCAAGAUCAGACUACAAGACAAGAAGAGCACGUAUGCUGGCCCUAUGGACGUCGUGCGAACGAUCAUUCGCACGGACGGUAUGUUGGGUCUCUACGCGGGAAUGGAGUCAACCUUUUGGCGACACGUCUGGUGGAACGGUGGAUUCUUCGGCUCUAUCUACCAAGUCCGAUCAUUGCUCCCCAAAGCUGAGACACCACAAGCCCAACUCAUGAACAAUUUCAUCUCCGGCACCAUUGGCGGCUUCGUCGGUACAGCCAUUAACACUCCAUUCGAUGUCGUCAAGUCGCGUAUUCAAGGCGCAUCCAAGCCACCACCGGGGCAACUGCCAAAGUACAACUGGACAUACCCAGCGCUCGUAACGAUUGCUCGCGAAGAAGGCGUCGCGGCCCUCUGGAAAGGAUUCGUUCCAAAGGUUCUCCGUCUAGCACCAGGAGGUGGUGUCUUGCUCCUGGUCGUCGAGUUUACGCUUGGCACCUUUAGGAAGAUGUUGGGCCCUCCAUAUAUCUAA